AUGGCAAGCGCGGGUCAGCUCAGCGUGGGCGCAGUGCGGAGGCUCCGCCACGAAGGGCCCAGCUACCUCUUCAAGCCAGUGCUGCAGGUGGUGGCAUUGGACGACGCUCCCAACGCCCUGCUGUUGAGCCUUUCGGACUCCCAGCACAUCGCCGUGGCCUCUGUACCGCGGGAGUCUGCCGUGAUAGAGCACGACUUGGUUCAGCUCAAUGACUGGCAGGUGCAGUGGCACCAGGAUGUUUUCAUGCUACAGAAUGCUACCAUCAGCCAUUGCGGGCACCACAACGGGGUGAUCGGCAAUCCCAUCCCAGAUAUGGAGCGAGAGCCGCCGGCCCGCGAGAGCGUGAUGUUUUCGACGUCAGCACCGCAGCAGCUGCAGGUGGCGCCCACACCGCUCCGCAACCUGCCGGCGGCGAUGCUGUGA
Effrenium voratum is the source of this 423-nucleotide messenger RNA. NCBI's taxonomy places the organism in Eukaryota, Dinophyceae, Suessiales, Symbiodiniaceae. The record is from the annotation of a GenBank genome assembly.